AUGGAUAAUGUGGAGCAGGAUGGGGAUCCAGGGUUGGCAGAAUGUGCCGAGAUGUGGCCUGAGCUCACUGUGAGGGCCAAUGACAGGUUGCUGGGCUUCUGCUUUCAUCCACCUCUGAUGCAUGGACCAGAGACCUUCCAGGGCCACUUGGGCAGGAGUUCCCAGAUCACCUUUUAUGAGGAUCGCCAUUUUCAAGGCCGCUGCUACGAAUGCAGCGGCGACUGUGCUGACCUGCAGGCCUACUUCAGCCGCUGUAACUCCGUGCGGGUGGACAGCGGCUCCUGGGUCCUGUAUGAGCAGCCCAGCUAUAAAGGCUGCCAGUACUUCUUGAAGCGUGGCGAGUACUCGGACUACCGCCAAUGGAUGGGCACAAGUGAUUCCAUCCGCUCCUGCCGCCUGGUACCCAGGCACGAAGGCUCUUUCCGUAUGAGGAUUUAUGAGAGGGAGAACUGUGCAGGCCAGAUGAUGGAGUUCACCGAGGACUGCCCCUCUGUCCACGACCACUUCCACCAGAGGGACGUCCUGUCUUGUAACGUCCUGGAUGGUUACUGGGUCCUUUACGAGCAGCCCAACUACCAGGGCCGGCAGUACUUCCUGCGGCCUGGCGAGUACCGGCGGCACAGUGAAUGGGGGGCUGGCACUGCGGUCCUGGGCUCCUUCCGGCGGGCCACAGACACCAGUUAGAUGCCUGCUCAACUCCACGCUUUCCAAACUCAAUAAAAGUAUUUAUGGCUGA
Molecule: messenger RNA, 736 nt
Organism: Sarcophilus harrisii (Tasmanian devil)
Lineage: Eukaryota; Metazoa; Chordata; Mammalia; Dasyuromorphia; Dasyuridae
Product: gamma-crystallin B
Exons: 3
Coding region: 1-684 (227 amino acids)
Biological process (GO): visual perception; lens development in camera-type eye
Molecular function (GO): structural constituent of eye lens
Source: RefSeq, a predicted model, not a curated record